GAGGCGGCAGCAGAGAAGACGGGAAAAUGUCGCUUGCCUCGACGAGGACCGUUCUAGGAUCAGUGACCGUUUGAGCGAGAAAGCCGGAAGCAUCUGCUGUUACCCAAAGUGAUGAUGAGCCUCCUCAAAGUGUAAAAAGUAAGCAAACAACCACAAGCUACUUAGUACAUGGUCACCUGAUUCAGCGACAAGAUGGAGCAGUCUACGAGGGUGGUGGGCCUGGACGCGCAGGGCAACAUGCUUUUCACCAUGGUGAAGCCGGUCAUGGGAAUAUUUCAGGUGUCCUCAGACCAAACGGUGACCCAGGCGGGGAUGGGUCUCCAGGGUUUACCUGAAAACGCACUGGUCCUGCCUUCUGCACAAGACCAAGUCUCACUGGAGACCGAUCAAAUUGAGAUGCAUGCUAUCCAGCCUCAUCUUCAGCCCCAGAUGGAGGUAUCUGUACCAGUCCAGAUUGAGGAAGCUAUCCAGAGUCAGGGACCACCACAGAACUCCCGCACCACUGCAGAGAUCUCUACACAGCUGCCCUUUGCAGAGGUAUCAUCACUCCUGGAUCCCAACAUGAAAGGAUCCAAGGCUCGGAAACAUCUCAUCUCCUACGAGGAGAUCAAGCGCCGUUUGCAGGCUCCGGAGAAGAUGUCCCUGCGCUCGUUGGCUGCCUACACGCGAGUGAGCCGAGGCCCGGCUAGCAAGAAGACACUACUGGAGUCCCUGAGCGUCCUCGGCCUCACACCCGGCACGACUACCUCUGUUUCCUCAUCCUUCUCCAAACUCACUGAAGGUGACACCAGAGCAUUGUGCGACGAUAUGAAGGACUUCUCGCAUGACUACAUCGACUAUGGCAACAUGGCGAAACAGCUUAUCCCUGACACAAACACAGUCCAACACUGGUCCAAAAUCAUUGAGACAAAGAAUCACCUAGAGGACAUGCGGAAAUGUUUCAAAAACCCAGCCAACAGCGGCGCCUUCGACAGCGCGACGCACGGCCUUGGUCUGGGAAUGCUAGACGUGGCUCUGGACAUGAUCAUCACGGCGAUCGAGCAGCAGAUUCGCAUCCUGUCGGGCGCCGCUGCCGCAGACCCUCCCGAGUCCGCGGUGAUGACGCGCCGCAUCCGCCGGCGACAACGCCGGUGUUACAAAGCGUCCCUUGGCGUCAAGGAGCAAGGGAAGGCCAUCUCUAAAGGCAAGGGGCGAAGCAGAGGGAAAAAGGUCUACCAGGAAAAUACAGCGGAAGUCGAACCCUGCAAGACCGAUGAUGUUCAGGGCAACAUGCUAACUCUGGUGUCUGUGGGAUAUGAGACUGUUUCCACUGGUCUUAGCGGUUCCAGACCAGCUUGAGAUGACACCGUGUUUGGUUUUACCAGAUAAUACUCAGGAAGGACCAAAAAGAUUAAAGACACACGUGACGUUAGUAGCAAUGUGCAAAUGUCUGUUGAUGUAACAGUAGCCUAUUUUAUGCUGUCCUUUUUUUAAAAAAAAAAAAAUUAUUUUAUUUUUUAUUUUUUUGCAACUUUCGGCUUCUCCCAUCCUGACACAAUCCACACAUUUUUUCAUCCGGGGCUUCAGUGCAGCAGUGGCUGGGUAUUUGGGCACUGGCAGGGAGUCUAACCUGACCAGUCUGCAAUAAUGGCAGCAGCAAGUACUAAUACACUACCUGUGCACUGUCAUGUUUCUAUGGUACCAAUUCGAAAUGGGGUGUUGAAGUCAACUUUCAAAUAUACCGGGUGAUUGAAAAGUAACUCCCUAUUUUUAAGUACUGGUAAUUUAUUUCUGAACUGUAAUUCUUAACAAGAAAUGAACAAGAGAAGAAAGUGUAUUGCAUGGAGUUUUAUUGAAAAUACGAUAUGGGCGCCAGCAUCAGCCACCAGGUUUCUCAAGCCGCCUGGGAACCGCAUUAACUGAUUUCACAAGGAACUCUUGUGGGAUGCAAGACAUAACUUCUCGUAUUCCCCCUUCAAGUUCUUCCAAAGUCGUUGGUUUGGUAGAAUAGACUUGCUCCUUUAAUCAUGGAACAUACACAAAAAAUUGAGAAAAAUAUUACAACAUAUGAAUAAAUUAUAAGUAUUUUAAAAUAGGGAGUUACUUUUCAAUCACCCUGUAGGAGUAGUAUCAGAACCCAGGACCGAGGCGUCAAGUUUUUACACACAAGACUCACUUCUCCAGUCCUGACGUGUCGAAAGCAGUUUUUGCUUUCCGACCAAACGCUGAUGUCCCGCCAAUUUUACGGAAUCUCUGUUUGAAAGGGCCUAAUGUCGGGCCUAAUGUUUAGUGUAUGUGUGACUGGAUGAACAUAAGAGCAAAGCACAUCUUUCAAAUUUACCAAUUUGUAUUUAUGUUCAAAUCAAGGUAUUUCUCUCUCUGUAUGACACAAGAACCUCAAGAGUUGGUAGCAAAUCAUA
This is a messenger RNA of Phycodurus eques (leafy seadragon), 2399 nucleotides long. RefSeq lists its product as uncharacterized. The coding region runs from base 193 to 1338 and encodes 381 amino acids. The record is from RefSeq and is a predicted model, not a curated record. The transcript is spliced from 5 exons. Lineage: Eukaryota; Metazoa; Chordata; Actinopteri; Syngnathiformes; Syngnathidae.